Messenger RNA from Copidosoma floridanum, 687 nucleotides. RefSeq names its product lysosomal alpha-mannosidase-like. The record is from RefSeq and is a predicted model, not a curated record. NCBI's taxonomy places the organism in Eukaryota, Metazoa, Arthropoda, Insecta, Hymenoptera, Encyrtidae.
AUGGCGAUGCUAUGGAAGUGGUGGAAAAAUCGAAACGACACUAUGAAAGAAAAGUUAAAAAUGUUGGUCAACGAAGGACGAUUCGAAAUAGUUGGUGGUGGUUGGAGUAUGAACGACGAGGCUACCACAAAUUACCAAUCACUGAUUGAUCAAUACACUUGGGGCUUCAGGCGAAUAAAUGACUCCUUUGGUUCUUGUGGGCGACCUCGAGUCGGGUGGCAAGUUGACCCUUUCGGCCACUCUCGCGAACAAGCUUCCAUUUUCGCUCGAAUGGGUUUUGACGGAAUGUUCGUCGGUCGAAUCGAUUACGUGUACAAGUGGGCCCGCUUGUGGAAUAAAACUGCCGAAUUCAUCUGGAAAGGCAGUGAUAGUCUAGGUAAAUCUGCCAAUCUAUUUACGAUGAUUUUGUACUACCGUUUUUUCACCCCACCUGGUUUUUGUUUUGAUACUUUCUGCGGCAAUCGCGUGCCCAUCAUCGAUGACCCAAACAACGUAAAUUACAACGUACAGGACAGAGUAAGCGAAAAUUUUCCAUGCCAUCACUUGAACGUUUCCUCGUCAAACAGGCCUUUGGUUGAAGAAAUUCAUCACGUCAUCAACAACUGGGUCAGCCAGAUAAUCAGAAUUUACAGUGGUUCCGAUCACAUAGAGUUCGAUUGGCUCGUAGGACCCGUUCCCGUGGAGUAA